CCCUGACAACACAUGGUAGGCGGGAGCGGGACCUCCUCUGCCUGGGGUGCCAGCAGGUCCAGGCCCAGGCCAGGCCCCCUCGGUUCCUGAUGUGACUCCACACCCUGGCUGGGUGUUCCAAGUCAUGGCUGACACCAUCUUUGGCAGUGGGAAUGAUCAGUGGGUUUGCCCCAAUGAUCGGCAGCUUGCCCUGCGAGCCAAGCUGCAGACAGGCUGGUCUGUGCACACCUACCAGACAGAGAAGCAGAGGAAGAGCCAGUGCCUCAGCCCAGUCGAGGUGGAGGCCAUCCUGCAGGUCAUCCAGAGGGCCGAGCGGCUUGACAUCCUGGAACAGCAGAGAAUCGGGCGGCUGGUGGAGCGGCUGGAGACCAUGAGGAGCAAUGUGAUGGGGAAUGGCCUCUCCCAGUGUCUGCUCUGUGGGGAGGUGCUGGGCUUCCUGGGCAGCUCAUCGGUGUUCUGCAAAGACUGCAGGAAGAAAGUCUGCACCAAAUGCGGGAUCGAGGCCUCCCCCGGCCAGAAGCGGCCCCUGUGGCUGUGUAAGAUCUGCAGUGAGCAGAGAGAGGUCUGGAAGAGGUCGGGGGCCUGGUUCUACAAAGGGAUCCCCAAGUACAUCCUGCCCCUGAAGACCCCCGGCCAGGCCGAUCACCCCCACUUCCGACCAUUGCCCAUGGAGCCAGCAGAGCAAGAGCCCAGAAGUACUGAGAGCGGCCGCGUCUACACGUGGGCCCGAGAGAGAGUGGUUUCCAGCGACAGUGACAGCGACUCAGAUCUCAGCUCCUCCAGCCUGGAGGACAGACUCCCACCCACUGGGGUCAGGGACCGGAAAGGCGACAAACCCUGGGGGGAAUCGGGUGGCAGCGUGGAGUCAUCAAAGAUGGGGCCUCCCCGGCCACCCAGCCGCCUCUCAGGGAGCCAGGGCAGCCUGGCCAUCGAGACCGGACCGGCUCUGCGGCCCCGCAGCGGGGUGCCCCACCCUGGCCGGACCCAGAAGGCCACAUGGAAGAAUAAAGAAAUGCAUAGGAAGGAUAAACAACAGCUUUCAAGAUACAUCUUGAGAAGAAGAGGCACAAGGAACGGUUUCAACUUUACUGAUAAUGUUUCAUUAAUCUCAGCGAUGGAUAGAUGGCUACUACAGGAUGUGCUCCAACCAAACAAGGGAGAAAACCAGGACACAGGAACACAGGAAACUGAGGAUCCAACAGAGGAGAGAGGCAAAGAGAGUCCCCAGGAUGUUGGCAGUGGCUGUGUGUGGGGGCUAGAGGCCAAGGCCAGCCAGCCCAGAUUGGAGCAUGAGGACAGGGGAGAUACCCAAGGAUGUACAAACAGGAUAAGAAGCAUACCUGUGUUGGAGAGAUUGAAUAUGAUAUCAUGAUAUUCUAUAUCAUGACAUAUAAAAUAAUAUAUAAAACUGAAAAAUCAAGAAGUAGAAUCAGCAUGAGAUUUCAGUACAAAGGUAAACACCAGCAGAAAUGGCUGAGUUCUAAGGGUUGCCUAGAGAGGGACUUGGGUUGGGGAUGGGGGGGGGGGGGCAGGAGAUUGCUGCCCUAUGUUAUAUUUAUAGUACAGUUUUUAACUUUGUACCAAAUUAUAUUUCUAACAAUGGAAUUUUUUGUGGAAAAAUAUGUAUCAAACAGGAUAAACCCGUGGGAUGUGGGUGAGAGCCCUGGAGCCAUAGCAGGAAAGUAAGAUAAAGAGGCGAUGAGGACCUGCCUUGCAGAGAAAAUACAGCCCCAGAGGUCCCUUUAUCCAAAUGCCCGGCCUGUAAGGGGCUGUUGCCUCUGCCUCCCGGCUCUCAGGAACCUCUGUGCUGGGACCGACACCCCCUUUAGACUCCUCAGACCUGAUGUAGCACAAGCCACCACACUCAGCUCCCACUAGAACCCUGUGCCUGGACCAGACCUAGUCUAGGACAAGGACCCAAUCCUUACAGCCUCCAGGGUGAAUUCCAAAUGUGUUUCCUAGAGAUGUGUCCCAGGUUGAUGGGGUUCUGAAGCAGUUUCAUCAUGUGUUAACCCCGGAAGCCUUCAGCUUUAGGGCAGAGAUGGGAUGCAGAUACCUCCACCAGGGUCUGGGAGCUGCCAGGAGUCAAGGGUUCUUUAUGGUGGGUCUGGGAACCAAGAAAUCCUUGCUUUCUGAGUCUCAAGCAUCCAACUUACAAAUUAACUUUUGAAGCUGAGACUCUCACAGUUAGGGGUGGAGGAAGGUCUGUGGCAUCUGUAAAAAUCAUGGAGCGCAGAAAUGACUUGACUUGUCCCAAAUAUUGGAUAACCCAAGUAGUCCCUAAAAGAGACCACAGGUGGAAAGCUCAUGAACUUUGGAUACCUGAUUUUGAAUCC
Messenger RNA from Balaenoptera musculus (blue whale), 2336 nucleotides. It is a transcript of the gene RPH3AL, whose product is annotated as rabphilin 3A like (without C2 domains). The record is from RefSeq and is a predicted model, not a curated record. The transcript has 10 exons. NCBI's taxonomy places the organism in Eukaryota, Metazoa, Chordata, Mammalia, Artiodactyla, Balaenopteridae. Gene Ontology annotation, molecular function: small GTPase binding. Bases 125 to 1372 code for a protein of 415 amino acids. Gene Ontology annotation, biological process: intracellular protein transport.